CCAAUGAUACUUGAUAGAACUUUUAGAUUAGAAGCUUUGAAAUAUUUGUAUGGCGAAUGUUGAGUGUUGUGGUUGUAGAUCGACUGGGCUGGGUUCCUUGUGACAACAACAGCUAUUCUUGCCAUCACUGUUAGAGUUCAAUACGACUGGUUUGGGCGAUUGCGCUGCCACAUCAACAAAAUUUUAAAUUGUUUGCUUGAAAUUUAAUUUGUAGUGCGAUAUUAUUUCUUUCGGUGGUCUUGUUCUCAACUGCAAUGGCUGAUCUGGACGAGCUGAUUGGCUUCCUUGUGCCAAACACGCCAAGCCAAAUCCAGGACAUUGCCCUGGACUAUGUCGUGGGGCUGACGGCCAGCGCUGACGGCUUCAAGAUUUUGCUCGACAAUCACAAGGUCCUGUUUGCCCUGCUUGACCUCCUGGAGGUGGACGCCCUGCCCUCCAAGGACCUGGUGUUCCGCGCCCUGGUGAACAUGUCGGCGGACGCGGCCCUGAAGCGUCAGUUCACCUCGCAGAGCCUGGAGACCCUCCUGGACGGGGUGCUAAGUCCCGGGUACGUGUUCGCCGACGGCGCCUGCAUGAUCCUCUGCAACGUGACGCGAGAAGAGGCCGGUGCGCGCAUGCUCUGGGACAUCAUGGCGCGCGGUGGCCGCCAGGCGGAGAAGCUAGCGGAGCUGGUCGACGCGUUCUGCAACAUUUCCUUCAACACGGUAAAGGGCACGUUGGACUACGCCGCUACCCUGCUAUCUAACGUGACACAGGUGCCGGAGGCUCGACUGGCCCUGAUCGACAAGCAGCGGUGCUUGCUGCAGCGCCUGUUGCCGUUCACCGGUUACCAAGCGUCCAAAGUUAGACGCGGCGGUAUCAUUGGCGUCGUGCGCAACUGCUGUAUCGAUCCGGCAUGCCAUGACUGGCUGCUUGGCGAGGACGUCAGCCUCCUCUCUCACCUGCUGCUUCCAUUGGCCGGCCCUGAAGAGUACUCCGACGAGGAGAUGGACAAGCUGCCUGUUGACUUGCAGUUCUUGGAGCCCAGCAAGACUAGGGAAGAGGAUGCCUCCAUUCGGAAAAUGCUCAUCGAGGCUAUCAACCAGCUGUGCUCGACUAGGGCUGGCCGUGAAGUGAUCAAAUCGCUGGGCACCUACUACGUAAUGCGUGAGCUGUACAACUGGGAGAAGGACGCGGAGACAAGGCUGACGUGCCGCAAGCUCAUCGACCUCCUCAUCAGCGACGAGCCGGAGACCGGAAUGGAGAACCUGCGUGACGUCGACGUGCCCGCGGACGUGCAGCGUGCCCUCGAGGAGCAGGAUGCGCAGAUGCUUGAGGACUUCAAGGCAGAGGUUGCCGACGAUGGUGCGGCCGCCGCCGUUACGCCUGCUACCACAGCCACCACUGUCGACAACACGGACGACACCACCGCCACUGCUGAUAACACGGAGAGUGCCAGCUGAUGUACGGGGAGGUAUUGUUAGUGAUAUGUUUAUUAUUACCCCCUGGCGUCGUCGUGUGCCAGACUGCGAGCUGACGUGCUCCUCCGAUCGCUGGGCCCAAUGCUGGCGGCUAAGUCUGCCCGUGCUGGCUUGGCUACCGUCGGGGAUGUUUGGACAAAACAGGCGUGCGGCUCAGCUCUGCUGGACUGGGAGUAGUGUGCUGAACAGCCGCACUCUGGUGGCUGCCGCGGCGGUGGUGAUAAUGGCGGUGGUAACAAUCUUGCCAGGUACCAAGCCGAAACCGUGUCUGAACUCACCUCGGUGACCUGUAGAUGCUCGUAACACACGCGUGGUUCAGACGCUCUUCUGGUGCGGUUGCGCUUGUUAGUUGUGCCGGACGCUGCUGGCAAACUCGAGCCCCG
This is a messenger RNA of Sycon ciliatum, 1843 nucleotides long. Its product is annotated as protein HGH1 homolog. The record is from RefSeq and is a predicted model, not a curated record. Lineage: Eukaryota; Metazoa; Porifera; Calcarea; Leucosolenida; Sycettidae.